CGACAUCUAGAAAAAUGAGAGCAUAAUCUCCAACAUAGAAGUUUAUUCCUACACCAACCAUUACAACAACCAGAUUAGUAAGUUCUCCACACUCAAAUAUAAGAGAUCAAAGAGCUGAUUCAUCAGUAAAUAGUAGAGUCACAAAAAUAACAACAUAUGCAACUAGACCAAAGACAACAAUAACUACAACAACUACCUUUAGACCAGUUAUAGAAACAAGGACAGUAAGACUUUGUACAGACAAGAGGUGUUAAGGGCAUGAAUAACAUAUAGAACAAUUAACAUAAGAGAACUAGUAAUUACAUUAAAGAAUUUUUGAACUUUAAUAAGAAAUAGAACAAACCUCUAUUUGUUAAAGACAACAUACUAACACAUAUUCUAAUGAGAUAGACAAUAUUAAAAAAUUAUACGAAGAAUCAUAAAUAAAUCAUUAAUCUGAAAUUGAAUAUCUUACUUAAGAAAUAAAUCAAUACAAAACUUAAUUCUAACAUUCUGAUGAUUAAGUAAAAUAUUUGACUUAACAAAUGAAAAAAUAAACUAUUAAUGAAAACUUAGAAAAUAAAAUUACUUUACUUACUACUGAAAUGGAACGUUUAAAUGUGAUUAUUGUCGAUAAAAAUAAUUUUGUUGAGCAACUCACUCAAAAAAUAAAUGAAUUAGACUCUGAAUUGAUUAAUAAAGAAAAUAUCAUAGAAAAUUUAGAAAAUAAUUCUUCAAAAUUGAGAAAGUAAUAUUAAGAAGCUUGUAAUUAAGUUGUUCUUAUAAGAUCAGAGUUAGAUCGAUAAUUGGAGACGAUAUAAUAAUAGGAAAGAAAUAUUUUCUUAUUGAAUUAAGAUAAAUAAGCUAUUGAACAAUAUACUUUUCUUUUUGAAUAAAAAGAACAAUAAUUAUAGUAAUUGCGAGGCAAUAUUUAAUUAUUAGAAAUGAGAUUGUAAGAACAAUAAACAACAAUUUAGGCAUAAUAUAAAGAAAUUGACAAUCUUAUGCUUAGAUUGGAUUCUUCCAACUAAUAAAUUGAUUAUUAUUAAACUGAAUCUGAAGAGCUUCAAAAAUAUAGAUCUGUCUUAUAAAAUGAAUUAGAAGUUUCUAAAUAAGAAAAUACUAAGUUAUAAGAAUAAAUUAUCAAAUUAAAAUAAUAAUCAACUGACUUAAAUAAAACAAUAGAUAAGUUAAAAUCUGAUCUUAAUUAACAAUUGAGUUCAAUUUAAUAAGACUAUAACUUUGAGCUUUAAUCAAAAAAUGAUGAGAUGGAAUAAAAUAAAUCCUAAUAUCAAUAAGAAUUAACAAUCAUUUCUAAAAAAUUUUAAGAAGAAAUCUAUUAGUUAAGAAUUAAUAAUGAAGAUUUAUAAAAUGAGUUAAAUUAAUUAAAUAAUAUUAAUUAGAUUUUAUAGACCACCCUUGAUGAAAAAAUUAAUGAGAUUUCUACUUUGAAGAAUUAAUAUACAUCAUUAUACAGCGAAUAUAAUACUUAUAAAUUGAAACUUUAGGAAGAAAAUCAUAAAUUAAAAUUAGAAGUAGAAGAUGCUUUAAUUACAACUAACUAGUUAUAAUAAAAAAAAGGUUAACUAGAAUAAUCGAAUACAGAAUUGAACCUUAUUAUUAAUUCUUUAUAACAAUAAAUUACUUAAUAAUAAAAUGAAUUAAAUUCAUUUAAAUAUAAGUCUGGUGAAGAAUACUCAAAUUUAAGAAUCUAAGUUGAAUAACUUGAUUAACAAAACAUUUAAUUAUAAACUAUAAGAGCAAGAUUAUAAAAAGAUUAUGAUGAAAAAUUAAAUGAGCUUAAAGAAUUGUAAGAUAAGUAUAAUUUAUAUAAAUAAACAACUUAAUAAACAAUAAAAGAUUUAGAGAAAAAAAUAUAUGAAUAUGAAGAAAAAUUAUCUUUGUUAUCUUCAGAAAUUUAAAGAAUGUUAUUUUAAAUAAAUUAAAAGAAUGAUUUGAUUUAAGAAUAAAGUACAGUAUUUGACGAAAACUAAAGAGAAAUUUAAUUAUUAAAAGCUUAAUUAUAAGAACUUUAAUUAUAAGGUGAAGAGAAAGAGAGAAAAUUGGAAUAGUAAAUGAAUGAAGCUUUGAAUUCUUAAAGAGAGAAAUUGUUUAGAUUUGAGAGUGAGAAUUUAUCUUUUAAGAGUUUUAUAGAAGAAUAAAAUCAUGUCAUAGAAACAUUGUCAAAAUAAAUUGAUGGUAUGACUGGAGACUUGAAAUAUUAAUAAUAAUUAGAUGAAGAGUUAUCAAAAAAAAAUUCAUUCCUCACAAAAUAAUUGACAGAAUUACAAUCAGAAAAUGCUGAAAAUUAAUUUAAGGUUGAUCAUUUAUUAGUUGAGAACAAAGCUCUUAAAUAGGAACUUGAAAUUAGAAUAGAUACAGAAUCUGAGCUUAAAUUUAAAUUAGAUAAACUAAUUGAGGAAUUAGCAAAAAAGUAAUAAUAAAUUAAUGAAUUUGAAUAAAGAAUUAGAGAAUAUGAAUCAAAUCAAUAAAAUGAGGUAGUUUAAUUUGAAGAAAAAAUAACUUAUUAUUAAAAUGAAGUCGAAACUUGGAAAAAGAAAUUUAUAAUAUUAAAUAAAGAUUAUCAUAAAACAUAAGAAGAUUUGAUGAUGAUUUAAGCCGAAUUUGAUGCAUUUAAGUAAAGAGGAAAUGCCACAGUAGUUAAGGUAAUUAUAUUUUUUAUUUUUAGGAAUCUACAAGCUUUGAGGUUCGCAAGUCAUCAUUAUAUAAAGAAAAUAUUACAAACACUAAGUCAAGUUAAGUCAGUUAAUCUAGUCAACUAAUUGUUAGACCAUUGUAAGAAGUUAAUAUUUGAA
This is a messenger RNA of Paramecium sonneborni, 2795 nucleotides long. The record is from the annotation of a GenBank genome assembly. NCBI's taxonomy places the organism in Eukaryota, Ciliophora, Oligohymenophorea, Peniculida, Parameciidae.